Molecule: messenger RNA, 4284 nt
Organism: Vicia faba (fava bean)
Lineage: Eukaryota; Viridiplantae; Streptophyta; Magnoliopsida; Fabales; Fabaceae
Source: the annotation of a GenBank genome assembly
AUGGAAAGUGCAAUGCAUUCUCGCCAACCGAACAAGGUAUCCGUUACGCUUCCCAAGAAAAUCACCAACGGUACUUUCUCAUCUGCCAAAACUCUAUACGACGACGUUAACGGUGGUCCACCGAAGUUCACCGCCUCCUCUAUCUCGCCCCGGUUUGAAGACUACGGCGAGAUAUUCUCGAGCUUCCACUCCGCUCGCUCUUCCUCCAUUCCGGUGUUGGAUCUUCCGGCAGUUGACGCCGGCGAGGUUUUUUUCGACUUCCGUCGUAACGCUUUUGACUAUGCUGAGGUCUUUGGAGGCUCCGGGGGUCUGGAGUUUUGGUCUUCGCACGAUGACUUGUUUCGUGACUGUGACUAUGAAGAAGAAGAAGAAGAAAAAGAAGAAGAAGUCUGGACUUCAGUAGAAACCGAUUCAUUUUCGGGAGACUUGGACCGUUUUGGAAAUAAUGUAGGCGUAUCAAGUGGUGGUCUCAUCCAGUCCGUUGAUGGAGAUACAGAGUUCAACAUUUCGUUUCAUAAGGUUAAUGGUACAAGCAAUGAAGAUAUGUCAAAGGGGAAAGCCCACACAGCUCAAUUGCAUUCUGUUCCUGGUGUCACUCAUGUAGUUGAUGAAACCACACUAUUUCAUAGGACUGAUCCAUCCUUGCAGGUUGUGGAUGACAUUGACCUUGAUAUGGAAUUUAAUGCAGGCAGGGGAAAGAGAAACCAUCAUAAGAAAAUGAUGUCGCGUCCCUGUAAUGUAUCUUCUGGUGAACAGAUUCUCUGUUGUGAUCUUGAUCUACAUGAUGGAUACAACAGAAAUGAUUCUCAUUCCAGUGAGAUGUUCAUAACCGUGUCUGACGUCAGCCUCAGAACCAUACCAUCUCAAUUGCCACCUCCUUGCCGGCCACCACCUUUAUUAGAUCCAAGCAAGGGAUACACUAGUGAAUCUCAUUCCAACAGUGAGCGGAUUGAUUCUGAAGAUACUUUAGGUGAUGGUUCGCCACCUUUCUUUGAUGUGGAGGUUGAUAUUAAUUCGUCUGCUUCUGUUGUGAAAGAAGCCACUGACAGAUCAGAAGCAAAAGUUAGGAAUGUAAAAGAUCUGAAGGGGAGAAAGAAGAGGGGUUCUGAAAGCUGCAUAAAAUCAACUUUGGAUGUAAAAACAAAUGAAACAGAGAUGAGUGAGAAUAUAACUAGAUUUAAUAGUUUGAACGAUGAGAGAGUGCUUCCUACUUGUGAUCGAAGAUUUGGCAAAAUAGAAAUUUCCGCCACAGAUGAAAGGCAGAAAGCUAGGAAGGCAGUUCCAGUAAUUCCAGAACCAUUAGAAGGGAAAAAACAAUUAAACUUGUUCGAGGAAAAGCACAUGAAGGAAUCCAGGUCAUCUCAAGAAUCAGAUCAAAGUAUUGGAGUUGGGACAUGGAAAGAAGCAACUGAAUUUAUUGAAUUGGUGGGAACAAAAGAAUCUCAAAAGGUAGUUCAUCCCAUAAAUGAUACCAACUGUUUGGUGCAAGAUGCCAGAACAUUUGAGCAUUGGAGGAAAGAAGGAGAAGCAUCUAAUAUCCAAGAAGAAUACAAAAAGGUAAAAGCGAGUCUAGAAAGUUAUCAGCCUGACGAACACAAGAACAAAUCUAAAGCAGAAAGAGGGGCUGAACAGGUAAAAAACAUUAGGAGAUCUAAAUCAUCUAAUGUGGAAUGCAGACAGAGAGAGCCUACAAGGAAUGACAAAAUUACUGAAACUUUUGAGCUUGAAAAGAGUGAGAAGAUAAGAAUGGUCAGCCAACAUGGAAAAACUGAGAAGAAAGCAACUAAAGCAAAUCGAGUGAGAAGUGAGAUAUCAAAAGAGGUUGAUGGACAAGAACUAAGUGAAAUUCAGUUUAGCUUGAAGCUUAAAGAAAAUGAGGAGAAAUUAAAACAGAAUGGAGAGCAGCAUCCAGGUGUGAAAAACCACAAGCAGCCUCAAAUAAUGAAAGAAAAUGAAACAGUUCAAAGAGAAGCUUUUGCUCCUGAAGCAGCAGAGGGCGAGGAAAGAGUAAAAAAUUCUGAGGAGCUUGAGAAAAUUAAAGGAAGAUCAAAUCAAACUAUUAAGCUGGAUAAGCCCAAAGAGAAUGUAACUUGCACAAGGGAAAAUGAUAUCAUCUCCGAACAACAUAUACAGAACAGAAGUGGACUCGAAGAAAGCCAAAAAGGUUAUUUUAAAAACAAAGGAAGUAGUGAAGGCCAAAAGCCUGCUCAUAGGCGGGUAGUGAAUGAAAAAAGGCUUAAAGAAGACGACUUUGAAUCAGGUUUGAACAAGAUAAAAACUGAAGAGGCAUUUGAGCGCAGGACAAAUGAGGCAUGUGUAGAAGAUCAAAGUAAAGAAAAAUUCAAAUUGGUUUCUAAUGAAUGUGGAAAAUCAAAUAGACUUGAAGAAACAAGUGAGAGCGAAGGGACUUUGAAAGCUCGGAAACAAGCUAUAGAGCUAGAAAGACGAAGUGGAAAUGAGGCUCAGAUGAAACAAGAAACUGAGAGUAUUUCAAACCAAACAUGUGACAGGGAAGCACCUUUAGGUAUAUCAAAUGAGAAUAGUCACUCCAAGCAACCUGAGAAGAUACUCAAAGACGCAGGUAGGAGUGAAAAAGUUGAAGGGUUUGAUAUAGCUUUGGAGCAAAUGGAAGUGAAUAGAGAAUGUAUGAGCAUGGAAUUUGCUAAAGAAACCAAUGAAAAAUGGAAAGCACAACAUGGCGAAAAUCUUCUGGCAGCUCAUUCAUCCACCAUUCCUGAAGAAAAUAUUGGAAAACCGGGGUUAUCUCUAGAACCUGUCGCUGAUCAUGAAAUUGGAGAAGCUAGAACUGACUGCAAAAUUGGUGGAAGGAAAUUGGAAGAGGAAGGGGUAGAAAAAAUAACAGCUAGCGAGAAAAUAACUUCUUUUCAAAUGUCCCAAGGAAAAGAAGAGGUUUCUGGGGCACAAUCAGGAAAGAUGGAUUGUAGCAUGAGGCACACCAAUGAACUUUGUUGUAGUAGUGAACAUGCGUGCGCCGAGAAAGCUAAAACUGCCCCUCAAAUGGAAGGAAGUAGGAGCCUGAAGUCGUCAAGCCAAGUAAACACAUGCGAUGAUUACAAAAUGAGCACAUUAGUGGAUAAACCUGCUGCAGUUCAAGAAGCAGUAGAUGUCCACAACACUUCCCAAAGGUCUCAUAUAGCCCAUUCCACAAAAAUCAAAGAGAAGGGUCUUAAUGAAACUCCUGCCUCAGUAGAGAAAGAUGCUGAAAAGCCGAGAAUAGAAAGCGAAUUAGAAAAAGAACGCCUCAGAAAGAUAGAAGAAGAGGUGGAGAGAGAAAGGGAAAGGCAGAAAGAUAGAAUGGCUGUUGACAGAGCAAUGCUGGAGGCUGAGAGAGAAAGGGAAAGAGAAAAAGAUAGAGCGGCUGUUGAUAGAGCAACUUUUGAAGCCCGUGAUAGAGCAUAUGCUGAAGCCCGGGAAAGAGCAGAAAGGGCUGCAUUUGAUAGAGCAACAGCUGAAGCUCGACAAAGAGCACUGACUGAGGCCAGGGAAAGACUCGAAAAGGCCUGCGCUGAGGCUAGGGACAAAUCGUAUGCUGAUAAAGCAACUGCAGAAGCCAGGUUGAAGGCAGAACGUGCUGCUGUUGAAAGAGCAACUGCAGAGGCUCGAGAGCGUGCAAUGGAAAAAGUAAGGGUUGAGAGAGCUGCAUUUGGGUCCAGAGAACGAUUAGAUAGAUCUGUAUCUGAUAAAUUUGGCGUUUCAUCCAGAAAUGAUGGAAGAAUGGGCACCUCAUCAUCUGAUAUACCUGAUCCACAGUUUCACAACUUCAGUUCUGUCCCUGGUUCUAGACAUCCAUAUUCAAUUUAUGGUGCUUCUUCUUUCACCGAGAGAUCUGAAGGUGAAUCAGCUCAGAGGUGUAGAGCUAGACUGGAGAGGUGUCGUCGAACAGAAGACCGUGCAGCAAAAGCUUUGGAAGAAAAGAACAUGCGAGACCUUCUUGCUCAGAAGGAGCAAGCAGAGAGAAGUAGAUUAGCGGAGACUCUGGAUACUGAAGUCAGAAGGUGGUCAAGUGGAAAAGAAGGAAACCUGCGUGCAUUGCUUUCAACCUUGCAAUAUAUCCUUGGGCCUGAUAGUGGAUGGCAGCCAAUUCCACUCACGGAGGUAAUUACUUCUGCUGCUGCAAAGAAAGCUUACAGGAAGGCAACCCUUUGCGUCCAUCCCGACAAAUUACAGCAACGUGGAGCAAGUAUUCAACACAAAUACAUAUGUGAAAAAGUCUUUGAUCUCUUAAAGGAUGCUUGGAGCAAAUUUAACUCCGAAGAAAGAUAG